This is a messenger RNA of Manis javanica (Malayan pangolin), 2569 nucleotides long. The record is from RefSeq and is a predicted model, not a curated record. Lineage: Eukaryota; Metazoa; Chordata; Mammalia; Pholidota; Manidae.
AUGGAGGAGCGAACCAACUUCUGCGAGCUGCUGACUUGGGGUCACAUUGGUUUUCUAGGGGCUGAGGAUGGCGCCGUCUCUGGCACUGUGGCUGCACCCAAGGUUGACACACCAAGACUGUCCAGCUUCCUCCGGGCGGCCUGCCAGGUGAUUGCAGUUCUGCUGGGAGAAGACCAUGUGGUGGCCGAGCCCCGCUGGAGCCAUGAAGCACAGGGCAGUGUGUUGCCUUUCAGCGACAGCACCUUGCAUCUGGACACCAGCCUGCUGUUCCUCCAGAAUCGAGAAGUGUCUCUUCUGCAUACCUCUCAGGUGCAGAGACAGAGAGUGGUGUCUGUCCAUGGUUGGUCUGGGAAGGCCUUCAACCCUGUGCUGGAUGGCAGAUAUGUGCUCUGUGUGUGGGAUAUCUGGCAGUCUUCAGGGCCUCAGAAGGUCCUGAUAUGUGAGUCAAAGGUCACAUGUUGCUUUAAUCCUUUUAAGGCCUUUUUGCUGUUUGCUGGAACAGCCCAUGGCUCAGUGGUCAUGUGGCACCUACGGGAAGACUCCCGGAUACAUUGUUAUGUGAAGCUGAGCGACUGCUUCUGGACAUUCAGGAUGCCGACAUUUUCCACGGAUGGGACCCUCACUCCGGCCAGCCACUGUAGCGCUCUUCAGGCCAUGGAGCCCAUCUCCACAACCGUCCAUAAGAAGCAGAAUUUUGCGCUCUCACCCAUUUCUCCUCAGGAGGAAAUGUCGGAGUUGUCGUUCCAUAUCGCCUCCUUGGAUGAAAUCGGGGUUCUCAACAUGUGGGUGGUGCUUGAAUUAUCAAAGCCAGAUAUUGCAGGUUCAAUAAGUGAUUUAGGUUUACUGCCAGGGGGGAGGAUAAAAUUGGUACACAGCGCUGUGAUCCAGCUGAGUGGCAGCCUUUCCCAUGAAGAUGAUGAGUAUUGAGGGACCACACAAACACUGAAUGUUAAAUUCCUGCCUUCAGAUCCUAAUCACUUUAUUGUUGGCACAGUUGGCCUUGUAAGGCAUGGCACCAGACAGGGUCCGAGAGAGUCUCCCAGACUGUUCACGCCCCAGCAGCACAGUGUGAGACCAGUGAAGGUGAAUGUGAUUGACUUUUUUCCAUUUGGAGAACCAGUAUUCCUGAUAAGAAAGUCUGUUUUAAAGCACCAGUUCUACUGGGGCAGCACAACACCUGGUCAUCUGCUGGAAUUUUUAGCAGUUGGUCAUCAGCAGUAUCUGUGGGACACGCCUGCACAUCUCACCCCUCUGAGGCCUACCUGUGCAGUUGGUACAGGCCCUUCACACAGCUAUGGGAUGGAUCAGAUGUUAGACCAUUUUAUUUUGACAUGAUUUCAGGCUCAUAGGAAAGCUACUGCAGUCCAGUUCUCUGCCUGCCCUCCAUGCAGGCUCCCCACAUGCCACAUGUUUGCCACCUGGCUCCAUCCUGUCCCUCUGUGGGUGGGUUUACAGGUCCACCCUGAACAGAUUGGUGUCAGUGUCCUCAGAGCAGGACCACCCUCUGCAGCUGUGGUCCUGUCCCCCACAGGUCUGAUGGGGGUGACGUCCUUUCUGAGCAGAGCGCUGUCCCAUCAGGAGCUCGUGCAGCUGCUGUGCCUCCUCAGGACCCUCUGACCUGGGCAUCUCCCUCACACUCUCCGGCCUUGGCACUGCUGACAGGCAUAGGAUGCACCUCUGAAUACACGUGCUGGUCCUCACGGCUAGAUCCGGGUCUGUGCCCUGGCCUGUGCCCACUGGCGCUGUGCUGUGGGUCCUGCCCUUGCCUUUCUCAUGCAGGUCCCGUGGGGACAGACAGGCAUGUUGGGAGCCCUGAUGCUCGUGGGGCCACUGGCAGCCUCGCCCUCCAUUGUUGGUGGUGUCCAGCCCCUGCUGAGGCUCCGUGUGGAGCCAGCUGUUCCCUGGGCUCCUGGGCACACAUGCCUGCCUUUAUUACAUGAAUGGGCAUGUGGCCUUUCACUCUUAGGUCCCAAUCACUUAUUCUGCUGCUCACACUGUCCCGGGGGGGUGUCCUCUGCCAUCACUCGCAAGCCCUUCUUUGCCAUCUGGUACAGUAAGCCCUGGAGUCAGCCACUUCUCCAGGGAGUCCUGGCUCCUGGUGGGAGAAAAACACCUGGAAACCAAGCCCUGGGCAGUAGACAUGGUUGCUGUGCAGGCACUUUGAUACCUCCUUUGAUCUCUGCCUGUCAGAUGUCUCUGAUCCAGGUGACUUGGGCUCCCUGCCUCCCCAGCUGGGAAACAUGCUCCAGGUAUCUUGGUGCGCUUGAUCUCACGUGCUCCAUCCCAAGUACACAGAUGACUCAUGAUUGUGCCUCAUGCCUCUGUAGCUUUUGAGUACGUGAAGAAUUAAAUAUAUUGAGGAAAAAGGCAUCAAGUGUCUCUUUCUGAGCUAAAAGGUUUUUCUUUGUGGAAAUUUCAACCCAAGGAGACAGUAUUAACCACAUUACUGGUACCAAUGUAUGUGAUUUUUCUAAAAAGGUGGCUUGUUUACUUCCAUGGAGCCUGUCUUAAUGGCAUAUGAUCACAUCAGCAAUAUUCAAGUUUGUUAAAAAUAAAUACUGUUUAUGUA